Salvia miltiorrhiza (redroot sage) is the source of this 1748-nucleotide messenger RNA. Its product is annotated as 26S proteasome non-ATPase regulatory subunit 4 homolog. Gene Ontology annotation, molecular function: polyubiquitin modification-dependent protein binding. Gene Ontology annotation, biological process: proteasome-mediated ubiquitin-dependent protein catabolic process. The record is from RefSeq and is a predicted model, not a curated record. Bases 271 to 1470 code for a protein of 399 amino acids. Lineage: Eukaryota; Viridiplantae; Streptophyta; Magnoliopsida; Lamiales; Lamiaceae. The transcript is spliced from 11 exons. Gene Ontology annotation, cellular component: proteasome regulatory particle, base subcomplex; nucleus; cytosol.
AUUUUUUAGAAUUUUCCUAGACUAUAGUAUAAAUAUACAAAGUCUACGGGCCUAUUUUAUUUUGUUGAAACAUGAGGGGUCAAAUUGCUCAAACCGGAAAAUAAAUACUGUAAGUCUGUAAGUAAGAAACCCUUCUCCAUUUUCAAACAGGGUAUUUUGUGCCCCUCUUCCAAGUAACCCAAAAUUCUCCCACAAAACAAUUCUACUAAUUUCUCCUCAUUUUUUAGCUGUAUUUAUCUCUCCAUAGUGCGAUUCCAAUUCUCUGCAAUCAUGGUGCUCGAGGCUACGAUGAUCUGCAUCGAUAAUUCGGAGUGGAUGCGUAACGGCGACUACUCCCCCACUCGGUUCGACGCUCAAAAGGACGCUGUUAGCCUAAUCUGUGGAGCGAAGACUCAGAACAAUCCGGAGAAUACUGUUGGUGUGUUGACAAUGGCCGGAAAGGGGGUUCGUGUGUUGGUCACUCCGACCAGUGAUCUUGGCAAGAUCUUGGCCUGCGCACACGGUGUAGAAGUAGGUGGUGAGAUGAACUUGGCAGCUGGGAUCCAAGUUGCACAGUUGGCCCUCAAACAUCGCCAAAACAAGAAGCAGCAGCAAAGGAUAAUUGUGUUUGUGGGAAGUCCUGUUAAAUAUGACAAGAAGGUGUUGGAGUUGAUUGGAAGAAAAUUGAAAAAGAACAGUGUUGCUCUUGAUAUUGUAAACUUUGGUGAAGAAGAUGAAGAGAAGACGGAGAAGCUUGAGGCAUUACUUGCUGCUGUAAAUAACAAUGAUAGCAGUCAUAUUGUACAUGUUCCUCCGGGUCCCAGUGCUCUUUCAGAUGUACUUAUCAGUACCCCAAUAUUUACAGGUGAUGGAGAAGGAGCAAGUGGCUAUGUGGCAGCUGCAGCAGCUGCUGCUGGUGGCGGGUUUGAAUUUGGCGUGGAUCCAAACUUGGAUCCUGAACUUGCUCUUGCACUUAGAGUAUCAAUGGAAGAGGAGAGGGCAAGACAAGAAGCGGCCGCAAAGAAGGCUGCAGAAGAAGCUGCAUUAGGGGAAAAAGGGGAGCAGCAAUCAACUUCACAGGAUGCAACCAUGACCGAGAAUGUGAACCCUGGAACAUCUGAACCUGAAAAGAAAACUCAUGAUCUAACGGAUGAUGAGAAUGCAUUGUUACAGCAAGCCCUAGCUAUGUCCAUGGAUGAUUCUUCCUCCACAGUUGCUGUGAGGGACACUGACAUGUCAGAUGCAUCUGCUGAUGACCAUGAUUUGCAACUUGCUCUUCAAUUGUCUGUGCAAGAUAGUCAAGGUGAUCAAUCAAACCCGAACGAUAUGAAUAAGCUAUUAGCAGAUCAAUCCUUUAUUUCCUCCACGCUGGCUCAUCUUCCAGGAGUUGAUCCGAAUGACCCAGCCAUCAAAGAUUUACUUGCUGCCAUGCAAAAUCAGUCUGAGAAGAAGGAAGAAGACAAAGAACCAAAAGAAGAGGAAAAGAAGUGACCAUGUCUUUUGUCGACCAUCACCUUCAGGUCAAGGGGAUCUCUUAAGCAGAAAGUGAUGAGAACUGUUCAAGUUGGCACUCAGGAUGAUGAUAAUUGUUCAGUCAGAGAAUAUGCCAUGAACCAAACCAUCUAUAUAUGAUGAAGAAUACAUGUUAUGAACUUACCUAGUGAACCAUCUAUAUAUGAUGAAGGAUUAUGAAAUUGUUGCAUUUUAUUUCAGAUGGUAUUGUGGAUGGCUUAUUCAAUCUUUAUGUGGAACUCUUUUCUUCUGGCCUA